This is a messenger RNA of Paramacrobiotus metropolitanus, 1608 nucleotides long. RefSeq lists its product as uncharacterized. Gene Ontology annotation, molecular function: zinc ion binding; nucleic acid binding. NCBI's taxonomy places the organism in Eukaryota, Metazoa, Tardigrada, Eutardigrada, Parachela, Macrobiotidae. The transcript is spliced from 2 exons. The coding region runs from base 1 to 1608 and encodes 535 amino acids. The record is from RefSeq and is a predicted model, not a curated record.
AUGUCUACUGAAAAGAAAGCGCAGAAUCUGAUACGGUUUAACCCGGACCAGCUACCAUGGACAUCAUGGAAGUCGUUGUUAAAGAACUAUUUUGCCCUUGCGGAAAUAGCCGCCACGAAACAGAAAGAAGUGCUGCUGAACAGUCUGGAAGUCCGAGCCUUCCAAGACCUUGUCAGCGCCUGUCGACCAAAGGAGCCUACGGAGCUGUCGUACGAUGAGCUUAUCAAGAAGCUGGACGAUACGUACAUAAAGGUCACCUACCAAACGACUGAAUGGGCCUCGUUUUUCUCUACUCGACAGAAAUCCAGCCAAUCGCUAGUGGCUUUCUCUAACGAACUACGGGAUAAAACUUACACAUGUAAGUUUCCUGGGACGUUGUUGGAGGAUUUACUUAGCUCAGUGUUUGUGGCUGGAGUGUACAGCGAUACCACGAGGCGCCAUCUCAUGUCGCAAGAGCUUAAGUCCUUCGACGAGACACUGCAGAUCGCAAAACGGUUUGAGACUGGCCAGGAAGAGGCCAAGGUCAACAACAACCUCCAAGAAGACAUCGUGAAGGCGACCUCAUCCCGUCGAAGCUUCAAGCCAAAUGGUGGUGCCAAAGCCAAGCGAGCUCCAAACAGCGGUGGCGGCAAAGCGUGCUAUCGGUGUGGAAACACGAACCACGACCAAGAGCAAUGUCGGUUCAAGGACCAGAACUGUCGCAAUUGUGGCAAGGCCGGCCAUAUUGCGCGGGUCUGCAAGUCCAAACAGAUGUGCAUCAAGGUCAACGGACGGUCAGUAACUUUUGAACUGGACACCGGAUCCGGGAAGACCAUUGCAUCAAGGCAAAUGUGGCAAUCAGUGGGAUCACCUAAACUGUCCCCAUACAAAGGAUUGCUGCGCAGUUUCACUGGCCACACAAUACGAGUACUAGGCGUGUGCAAGGUGAACGCAGAGCACCGGAACAGCACAGCCAGUGACCUUGAGAUGAUAGUGGCUGAUAAGGGCGGCGGGAUCUUGGGAAGAGACUGGAUCCGCGCGCUAAACAUGGGCGACCUGAAGUUCAGCGAAUUGUCAACGUCAGCCGUUCACACGGUGGCGGAACCGGACACGCUGGAAAGUAUCCUCGCGCAGAACAAGGAACUGUUCCGGGACGAGCUAGGAUGCUGCCGGACAUUUCAAGCGCAUCUAUACCUGAAGCCAGGCGCCAUACCGAAGUUCUGCAAACCACGCCCAGUGCCGUUCGCGCUCAGACAACCAGUGGAAGAAGACUUGGAGCGUUUGGUACGACUGGGAGUGUUGGUCAAGGUCGAUCGGGCAAAGUGGGCCGCACCAAUUGUGAUAGUCCGUAGAGUGAAACGGAAAGUGCGAACAUGUGCCGACUUGAGCACAGGGCUAAACGACGCGCUGGAUAUACAGAGAUAUCCGCUGCCUCUGCCCGAUGAACUGUUUGCAGUACUGAACGGAGGCGAAGAAUUUACGACAAUAGACAUGUCUGAUGCGUACCAUCAAGUUCCGCUGGAUGAGGAAAGCAGCUGGUUGGUGGUGAUCAAUACGCACCGUGGUCUAUUCCGCUACACACGACUGCCAUUCGGUGUGGCGGCAGCACCAGCAUAUUCCAGCAACUGA